Molecule: messenger RNA, 5832 nt
Organism: Gastrolobium bilobum
Lineage: Eukaryota; Viridiplantae; Streptophyta; Magnoliopsida; Fabales; Fabaceae
Product: callose synthase 11-like
Exons: 2
Coding region: 148-5478 (1776 amino acids)
Biological process (GO): (1->3)-beta-D-glucan biosynthetic process
Cellular component (GO): plasma membrane; 1,3-beta-D-glucan synthase complex
Molecular function (GO): 1,3-beta-D-glucan synthase activity
Source: RefSeq, a predicted model, not a curated record
UUUUCUCCCCAACUGUGAGUUAUUCGAACCCAAAAAGAACUACAAAUUGGAGAGAAAAUGAAAAACAAAACCAACUUAAGUAAAAAUAUCCUUUGGAAAACGGUUUAGUUAGCCAACAUACUCUUUACUUGAAUAGCUUCGGUUACUAUGAACUUGAGACAACGCCCCGCCACCGCGCGCGGCGGAAGAGGCGGCGGCGUCAACCAGUCACGCCUGCCGCCGAUGAACUCAGUGUUCAACAUUAUACCAGUGCACGACCUCCUGACGGACCACCCUUCCCUCCGGUAUCCGGAGGUUCGGGCCGCCGCUGCCGCCCUGCGCGCCGUCGGGGAUCUCCCGAAGCACCCGUUCAUGGCGUGGGAGCAGCACAUGGACCUGCUGGACUGGCUGCGGUUGUUCUUCGGGUUCCAAAACGACAACGUGCGGAACCAGCGGGAGCAUUUGGUUCUUCACCUUGCCAACUCGCAGAUGCGCCUCGAGCCACCUCCCUCCGUCGUUGACUCCCUCGACGCCGGCGUCCUGCGGCGGUUCCAGCGGAAGCUGCUCAGAAACUACACCGCUUGGUGCUCUUUCCUCGGCUUGAAAUCGAGCGUGUCGCUCUCCAACCGUCGAGACCCUACCGAUCUUCGGCGAGAGUUGCUGUACGUUUCGCUCUUCCUCUUGAUUUGGGGAGAGGCCGGUAACCUUCGUUUUACUCCGGAGUGUAUUUGCUAUAUAUAUCAUUUCAUGGCUAAGGAGCUUAAUGAUGUUCUAGAUGAGCGCAUAGACCCUGAGACGGGUCGUCCCUUUUUACCUACAGUUUCGGGUGAUUGUGGGUUUUUGAAGUCUGUGGUUAUGCCAAUAUAUAAUACGAUUAAGGUUGAGGUUGAUAGUAGCAGAAAUGGAAAGGCUCCACACUCUGCAUGGAGGAAUUAUGAUGACAUAAAUGAAUACUUUUGGAGUAAGAGGUGUUUGAAGAGACUCCAGUGGCCUUUGAAUUUUGAGUGUAGUUUCCUUGGGACUGCUCCGAAGGACAAGCGAGUAGGGAAGACGGGUUUUGUGGAACAAAGGUCGUUUUGGAAUAUUUACAAGAGUUUCGAUAGGCUCUGGGUCAUGCUGAUUUUGUUCUUUCAGGCUGCUAUUAUUGUUGCUUGGGAGGAUACUAAAUAUCCCUGGGAAGCAUUGGAGAGAAGGGAUGUCCAGGUCAAAAUGUUGACCGUGUUUAUCACUUGGAGUGGUCUAAGGCUACUUCAAUCGGUGCUUGAUGCUGGGACUCAAUAUAGCUUGGUUACUAGAGAGACUCCAUGGAUUGGUGUGAGGAUGGUGCUCAAGAGCAUGGUUGCCAUAACAUGGACUGUUUUGUUUGGGGUCUUUUAUGGAUUGAUUUGGGCUGAGAAGGGCUCUAAUCGAACUUGGUCUGAUGAGGCAAAUCAGAGGAUUAUUACUUUUCUUAAGAUUGUCCUUUUCUUUCUUAUACCAGAAUUGUUGGCAUUGGUACUAUUCAUAGUGCCAUGGUUACGGAACUUCAUUGAGGAAUCAGACUGGAGGAUAGUAUACUUGUUGAUAUGGUGGUUUCAUACCCGGAUUUUUGUGGGUCGUGGUGUGAGACAAGCGCUUGUAGAUAAUAUAAAGUAUACUAUUUUCUGGAUAGCAGCAUUAGCUUCGAAGUUUUCCUUCAGUUAUUUUGUUCAGAUCAAGCCUCUAGUUGCUCCAACGAAGGCUCUUUUGAAACUUAAGGGCAUACAUUAUAGAUGGCAUGAGUUUUUUGGUAACACCAACAGAACUUCAGUUGUCUUGCUAUGGUUACCUGUCGUGCUGAUAUACUUUAUGGAUUUGCAAAUAUGGUAUUCAAUUUUCUCUGCCCUUUAUGGUGCAACGAUUGGUCUGUUCAACCAUUUGGGUGAAAUUCGGAAUAUCUCCCAACUGAGACUUAGAUUUCAGUUCUUCGCCAGUGCAAUGCAGUUCAAUCUGAUGCCAGAGGAGAAGCUGCUAAGUCAGCAAGCAACGCUGAUAAAGAAGCUUCGCGAUGCCAUCCACAGGUUGAGACUGCGAUAUGGACUUGGUCAGCCCUUCCAAAAGAUUGAAUCAAGUCAAGUGGAUGCUACAAGGUUUGCCUUAAUAUGGAAUGAGAUUAUUGUUACUUUCAGGGAGGAAGAUAUCAUCAGUGAUAGAGAACAUGAACUCUUGGAACUGCCGCCAAAUUGCUGGAAUAUUAGGGUUAUUCGAUGGCCAUGUGCCCUUCUCUGCAAUGAGCUACUGCUUGCUCUCAGUCAGGCAAAAGAGCUGGAAAAUGAGUCUGACUUGUCACUUUGGUCAAGGAUAUGCAAAAAUGAGUAUAGCCGGUGCGCUGUCAUUGAAGCUUAUGAUAGCAUUAAAACAUUGUUUCCUAUGGUUCUUAAAGUUGAAAAGGAAGAGUUCUCCAUCAUGACUAAUAUAUUCAGGGACAUAGACAGCUACAUUCAGAUGAGGAAGUUAACAGAAGCAUACAAGAUGUCUCGGCUACCAGAACUACAUGCCAAGGUGAGUGAAUUUGUUCAGCUUUUGAUACAACCAGAGAGAGAUAUGAAUAAGGCUGUAAGUUUGUUGCAAGCCUUGUAUGAACUAUCUGUUCGAGAAUUCCCAAAGGUGAAGAAGACCAUUCCCCAGCUGAGGGAGGAAGGUCUUGCACUACAAAGUUCAACAGAUGAAGGACUGCUCUUUGAGAAUGCUAUUGAGUUUCCUGAUGCUGAAGAUGCAGAGUUUACCAGGCAGCUCAGACGGUUGCAUACAAUUCUUACUUCAAGAGACUCAAUGCGCAAUGUCCCAAUGAAUCUUGAGGCACGACGACGGAUUGCUUUCUUUAGCAAUUCUUUGUUUAUGAACAUGCCUCGUGCUCCCAAUGUUGAAAAAAUGAUGGCUUUCAGCGUUUUGACCCCAUAUUAUGAUGAGGAAGUUUGUUAUAGCAAAGAGGCUCUUCGAAAGGAGAAUGAGGAUGGCGUUACUACUUUGUUUUAUUUGCAGAAGAUUUACGAAGAUGAGUGGAAAAAUUUUAUGGAAAGGAUGCAUAGAGAGGGCUUGGAAAAAGAGGAUGAUAUCUGGGCAAAAGAAGCCAGGGACCUCCGCCUUUGGGUAUCUUAUAGAGGCCAAACAUUAUCUCGCACAAUCAGGGGGAUGAUGUAUUAUUAUAGGGCCCUUGAGAUGCUUGCCUUUCUUGAUUCAGCGUCUGAGGUUGAAAUAGGACGGGGAUCAGAACGUAUUAUUUCACUUGGUUCAACAAACCGAAACAGCCGUUUGAAUGGCCUACCCUCAGAUGAGCCUCCAUCUUUACGGAAUCUCAGAAGGGCAGAUAGCAGUGUGGCCUUGUUAUUCAAGGGACAUGAACAUGGGAGUGCGCUGAUGAAGUUCUCGUAUGUGGUGGCAUGCCAGAUGUAUGGGCGCCAAAAGGCAAAGAAUGAUCCUCGUGCUGAAGAGAUACUGUAUUUGAUGAAAACCAAUGAGGCUCUUCGAGUGGCAUAUGUCGAUGAGGUUUCUUUGGGGAGGGAUGAGACUGAAUAUUACUCUGUUCUUGUGAAGUAUGAUCAGCAGUUGCAGAGUGAGGUUGAGAUUUAUCGGAUCAGGUUGCCUGGUCCUUUAAAACUAGGAGAAGGGAAACCAGAAAAUCAAAAUCAUGCCAUAAUCUUUACACGUGGUGAUGCUGUUCAAACCAUUGAUAUGAAUCAAGACAAUUAUUUUGAGGAGGCUCUCAAAAUGCGGAAUCUGUUGGAGGAGUUUAAUACUCACUAUGGUAUUAGGAGGCCAACCAUUUUGGGGGUUCGAGAGAAUAUCUUCACAGGAUCUGUUUCCUCACUUGCUUGGUUCAUGUCAGCUCAAGAGACAAGUUUUGUGACACUGGGCCAGCGUGUUCUGGCAAACCCUUUAAAAGUGCGAAUGCACUAUGGUCAUCCGGACGUGUUUGACAGGUUCUGGUUCUUGGGUCGGGGUGGAGUCAGCAAAGCCUCUAGAGUGAUCAAUAUCAGCGAAGAUAUUUUUGCUGGUUUUAAUUGUACGCUGCGAGGUGGCAAUGUGACACAUCAUGAAUAUAUACAGGUAGGCAAAGGAAGAGAUGUUGGUUUGAAUCAGAUAUCCAUGUUUGAGGCUAAGGUUGCCAGUGGCAAUGGUGAGCAGGCUCUGAGCAGAGAUGUGUACCGGCUAGGCCAUAGAUUGGACUUCUUUCGCAUGCUUUCAGUGUUCUACUCAACCAUAGGAUUUUAUUUUAACUCCAUGGUUGUUGUUCUGAUGGUCUAUGCCUUCCUUUGGGCCCGUCUUUAUUUGGCGCUCAGUGGUAUUGAAAAUGAAGCCAAGAAUAAUGCUACCAACAAUAAAGCCCUUGGUGCAGUCAUAAAUCAGCAGUUUAUAAUCCAGGUUGGUCUUUUCACUGCGCUACCAAUGAUUGUUGAAAACUCUCUUGAGCAUGGGUUCCUUCCGGCUGUAUGGGACUUCUUGACAAUGCAGUUGCAGCUUGCAUCACUAUUCUACACAUUCUCUUUGGGAACUCGUACCCAUUUCUUUGGUCGGACUAUACUUCAUGGUGGUGCUAAGUACCGAGCCACUGGUCGUGGUUUUGUGGUGGAGCACAAGAGUUUUGCUGAGAACUAUCGACUAUUUGCUCGAAGCCAUUUUGUGAAAGCUAUUGAGCUUGGAGUUAUUUUAAUUGUGUAUGCUGCUCAUAGUCCCUUGGCUAAGGAUACUUUUGUUUACAUAGCUAUGACGAUCUCAAGUUGGUUUCUGGUAGUUUCAUGGAUAAUGUCUCCUUUUGUAUUCAAUCCCUCCGGGUUUGAUUGGUUGAAGACUGUAUAUGAUUUUGAAGAUUUUAUGAAUUGGAUAUGGUAUCCAGGGGGGCUGUUCAAAAAUGCAGCAUUUAGCUGGGAAACAUGGUGGAAUGAGGAGCAAGACCAUUUAAGAACCACUGGUAUAUGGGGAAAGCUGAUGGAAAUCAUUUUAGACCUUCGUUUCUUCUUCUUUCAGUAUGGUAUUGUUUAUCAGCUGGGUAUUGCAAAUGGAGGUACUAGUAUAGCUGUGUACUUGCUGUCUUGGAUAUACAUUGUUGUGGUUGUUGGGAUUUGUAUCAUCAUAGCGUAUGCACGGGAUAAAUAUGCUACAAAGGAGCACAUAUAUUAUCGACUAGUUCAGCUUCUAGUGAUUGUGGUCACAGUUCUUGUAGUUGUCCUCUUACUGGAGUUCACUAACUUAAAAUUUAUUGAUCUUCUAACAAGCCUGAUGGCAUUCAUUCCCACUGGCUGGGGAAUGAUUUUAAUAGCCCAGGUGCUUAGGCCUUUUCUGCAGUCGACUAUUGUGUGGGAUACUAUAGUUUCCUUGGCUCGACUGUAUGAUUUGCUAUUUGGAGUUAUUGUUAUGGUUCCUGUGGCAGUGCUUUCAUGGUUGCCUGGAUUUCAAGCAAUGCAAACUAGGAUUCUCUUUAAUGAAGCAUUCAGCAGGGGUCUCCAGAUUUCUCGAAUACUCACUGGCAAGAAGACUGUUUGAUUGGAGGUUAUGCAAUGUCGAAAACCCAAAGGUUUAGCCUUCUUUCAUCGACAGUGAUGGCUUAUGUAUAAUAAUGUAACAUUCUUGUUGACACAAUCUAAGGAAGGAGGUUGAAUGUGAUUUAUCUUCUAGAGCAGCACAACACCAUGGCUUCCCAAGUUGUGAAUCUCUCUAGUUUAGUAUUAGGAGUAUCAAGUGUUUUGCCCAUGUCAAUCAUUGCCAAUCGAAUUUCUGUACAUCUUGUCCAUAUCUAGUGCAACCUCUCUAACCAAAUUCUUCAUCGCCACUUAAUCAACAAUUUUCUAGACUUAACGUUGCUAGUUAGCAUCUUGAUCCUUUUGUUUAGCAGCUGUC